Molecule: messenger RNA, 1168 nt
Organism: Gadus macrocephalus (Pacific cod)
Lineage: Eukaryota; Metazoa; Chordata; Actinopteri; Gadiformes; Gadidae
Product: platelet-activating factor receptor-like
Exons: 1
Coding region: 4-1053 (349 amino acids)
Biological process (GO): positive regulation of Rho protein signal transduction; phospholipase C-activating G protein-coupled receptor signaling pathway
Cellular component (GO): membrane
Molecular function (GO): G protein-coupled receptor activity
Source: RefSeq, a predicted model, not a curated record
AGCAUGCAAAUAGAGAACAGAGAGAAGGGGAGGGUGAGAGAGAAAAGGAGAAAGAUAAAGGGAGAGAGAGUUGAGACCAGCAGGGGUCGGUCCAGCAAAUCAGUCCUACUCUACGUUCUCUACCUGGCACGACUGCUUCCUGGCAUUCAGGUGGUACUGGACAUGGAUUUUCUGGAUCUGAACGCUACCCUCCCAGCCUUAAACAGCUCUGUUUCCGACUGUUCGGAGAUGCUCGAAGGUUUCUGGGUCUGCUUCAGCAUUGUGGUGGUUCUUUUGGGCUUCCCAAUAUCCAUCUGGGUUCUGUGGGACCUGGUCGACAAACACUGCAGAGGAGGUCAGCCCUGGACCCCCAACACCGUGUUCACCCUGAAUGUCACCGUGAUGGACUUGGUGUUCCUGGCCUACCUGCCGGUCAAUGUUGUCAACAUUAUUUUUUUAAAAAACAAGAUCCUAAUGAAAAUCAGCUUUGUGACGAUCAGUCUCAAUUUGACGGGGCGUCCCCUGCUUAUGGCCUGUAUGUGCCUGGACUGCUACGUGGCCGUCCACCAGCCGCUCCGCUACCGCUCUCAGACGCUCUCCAGCAGGGUGAUAAUCACCGCUGUAAUCUGGCUCGUUUCCUUGGUGAACGGAGCUGCAUUCAGCAUGAACGAAGAACUGGUUGGUGCGACUGGUAUGUGGUGGCCGUUCCUCUCCUCUGCGGCGGUCAUCGUGUACUGUGACUGCUGCCUCCUGUGGACACUGAGUAGGUCCAGGACGUCCCGAGGUGAGCCUCACCAACUGAAGAAGAGAGCUCUCGACAUCAUCUCCACGAGCCUGCUUGUCACCGUCGCCAACUACCUCCCUAUGAUGAUCAUGAUCCCCUUCGGAAGAUAUUUAGUUUUUCAGAUUGAAAAUAAUUACUUCUGUCUCAUCAACUCACUCGCCCUGAUUCUCUUAGAGUCAACGUCUGUCUUCAUGCCCGCCCUCUAUCUGAUGAAAGUGGGGAAACUCAAUUUUGCAACAAUAUUUAAACCAUUAUCCCAGGCAGUGGAGUUGGUCACUACACGUGUAUGAAGCAAGCGGUACUCUUUUAAAUUACAAAAAAAGGAUUUGCCUUUUAAAUUGGUUGCUACAUUAUCUGAGGAGGUAAACUGUUGGUGUCACAGCAGAAGUUAAAUGAGUGCCUUUC